Phragmites australis (common reed) is the source of this 611-nucleotide messenger RNA. Its product is annotated as protein transport protein yos1-like. The coding region runs from base 174 to 410 and encodes 78 amino acids. Lineage: Eukaryota; Viridiplantae; Streptophyta; Magnoliopsida; Poales; Poaceae. Gene Ontology annotation, biological process: endoplasmic reticulum to Golgi vesicle-mediated transport. Gene Ontology annotation, cellular component: endoplasmic reticulum membrane; COPII-coated ER to Golgi transport vesicle; Golgi membrane. The record is from RefSeq and is a predicted model, not a curated record. The transcript is spliced from 2 exons.
GUGUCGAACGCGAACCCACCGCGGAGAAACCUCCUGGCCUCUUACACGCAGCGUCGUAGCAUUGGGCCUUCUCGCCUCUCGUAGCCACGCCGGCACGCCGCCCUUCCCGGCCUCCUUGCCUUGCCGGCGCUCGCCGUCCGUCCCGGCCCCGCGGCCUCUCCAGCUCUGAAGGAAUGGGCCUGUGGACGUUGCUGGAGGGUUUUUUGCUUCUUGCAAAUGCAUUGGCGAUACUGAACGAAGACCGCUUUCUUGCUCCUAGGGGAUGGAGCAUGUCUGAAGUCUCAGGAAAUGGGCAAACGAAGUCAUUGAAGGGCCAGAUCGUGGGGCUUAUCUAUGCUACACAAUUUCUGAGGAUGCCCUUGAUAGCUCUUAAUGUUCUUAUCAUUGUUGUGAAAUUGGUGUCAGGCUGAGCCUCACUGUCUCUGGUUUUGGCUGUUGGGUUGGAUUGGUAUCAGUUCCAGCAUUAUGUAAAAGUUAAUUAUACUCAAACUUGCUGGAAAUAUGUCCAUGUUGACUCUAAUGUGUAUAUCGGUUAUUGUUCUGGUAAAUUAAUUAUGGUCAGAAAAUGGUUUCUUUGACAUUCAUACUAUCAAAGUAUGUGUUAUGUGCCA